This is a messenger RNA of Rana temporaria (common frog), 1122 nucleotides long. RefSeq names its product ORMDL sphingolipid biosynthesis regulator 2 (gene ORMDL2). NCBI's taxonomy places the organism in Eukaryota, Metazoa, Chordata, Amphibia, Anura, Ranidae. The record is from RefSeq and is a predicted model, not a curated record. The transcript has 4 exons. Gene Ontology annotation, cellular component: endoplasmic reticulum membrane. Bases 148 to 609 code for a protein of 153 amino acids. Gene Ontology annotation, biological process: negative regulation of ceramide biosynthetic process; intracellular sphingolipid homeostasis; ceramide metabolic process.
UCAGAGACCUCAUUGGGAUAGCGAUAAUAGGGCUGGGCGCCAUGUUACGUGCGGAAUGUCGUCACUUGCUCUCCGCCCUGGACUUGCGGUAGCGGAAGUGGCGGCGUUUCCUGGAGACCAGUGACAGGCGGAGGCCCUAGCUACAGAAUGAAUGUUGGGGUGGCUCACAGUGAAGUGAACCCCAACACACGGGUGUUGAACAGUCGAGGAAUAUGGCUGGCUUACAUUAUUCUAGUGGGUUUUCUUCACAUAAUCCUCCUGAGCUUUCCCUUCUUCAGUGUUCCUGUUGUCUGGACCCUGACUAAUGUCAUUCACAAUUUUGUCAUGUACCUAUUUCUGCACACGGUGAAGGGGACUCCAUUUGAAACCCCUGACCAGGGUAAAGCACGACUUCUCACUCACUGGGAGCAAAUGGAUUAUGGAAUCCAAUUUACAUCCUCUCGCAAGUUCCUCACCAUAACCCCAAUUGUUUUAUAUCUCCUUGCAAGUUUUUAUACCAAAUAUGAUGUAGUCCAUUUCCUUAUCAACACUUUGUCAUUGAUCAGCGUCCUCCUUCCAAAACUUCCACAGUUCCAUGGCGUCAGGAUAUUUGGGAUAAACAAAUACUGAAGAGGACUUUCUAUCCAGAUAUCUGCCCUUCAGAUAAGACACAGUCUGCUCCGCAGAACUUGCUGGGAAAGUUGAUAUUUAUUCUUGUGCUGAAGAUAACUGGCUAUGUUACCUAGUGUGCAGAGCAGCUCUUGUAUGCAGUUGUCUUUUCUAACAGAGCUCUCAAUGAAUGUGGGCAGAAGGGUGACUUAUCAUUCCCAAAAGGUACAUCAAAGCCCCUAUUUUAGACAUUACAUCUUGGACAAUGCCUUUGUGCUUUAAAAUCAUUUAAUUGAUUUAGUUCAAUCAGCCAUAUGUUGUUUUUACUGACAGAAGAAAAAUGUACAGUGAUAAUCACCAGCUGUGCUCAACGGAAGGAAAAUGUGCUUCUUUAUAGUGGUCAGGGUAGCGUCUUUUUCCGUUUUUACCCUACAUUGAUUCUGCAGUGACUUCUUCAGCCUCUAUUUAAAUGUACAAUCCAGUCAUUGGUGAAUUUAAAUUUCUGAAUGUAUAAAGGGGAAAACAUCCACCUAU